GCAACAUUGUUCCUUCUCUGCUGGCUCUCCCGCUCUCUCUUUUUCUCUUCGUUCACCCUGCACCCAGCGAUAUAUUAUAUAUGAGGGUUGCUGAGCUUUGCGAAUUCAGUUGAUCACCCGAAAAUGAGCCAGUCACAUAGAGUCUCUCGGCUUUCCAGUGAUUUCAGUAUUGCACGUAUUUUGGCCACGGACGGUGAAACAAAGGCACGAGAAUUCUUUGGCGUUGUGCACCAGCAUGUUCCAUACGUCGGUGACAGCAAACAAAACCGUCUGGAGGAUACCGAGACCACGGAGUAUUCAGUGCCACGGUCAACCGUGGGUUCUAGACUCCAUGAAGACAAUUGUCCUCGAUCGCAGUUUACGUCCUCCGAUACUUCGUGCUCUUCGAAUACAAAUCUGUCGCAAAGCAUCUCACCGGCUGAUCACUCCGCGGAGAAUGUGAAAUUCGAAAAAAACGAACUUUCUUGGCUCCAAUGCACCAGGUACAGACCACCGAAAUUACCGCGAAAAUCUUCCAGCGCGAAAACUGGAAAGAGAAGACCCGGCGCACAUCCCAGAAUUCCAUUCACCAGCCUUCAAAUACAAAUACUUGAAGAAAAAUAUCGGUCCACUGCUUAUCUUUCACGGAGGGAUGUUGUACAUUUGUCUACGAGCUUGAGAUUGCCUCAAAGUCGCGUUAAAAUUUGGUUUCAAAAUCGCCGUGCGAGGGACAGAAGAGAGACUGGAAUAGUCGGUAACAACGUAACAAUCGUGUCGGAGGACGGAUCGUUAGCACAUAAAUCAUCGAAUUCGUCGAUCGAUGAAUCUUCAUCGACGAAUCCUUUAUGAAUUAUUAAUCCUCGUAAUUUGA
Messenger RNA from Venturia canescens, 850 nucleotides. Its product is annotated as homeobox protein engrailed-1-B-like. Gene Ontology annotation, biological process: regulation of transcription by RNA polymerase II; embryonic morphogenesis. Gene Ontology annotation, molecular function: DNA-binding transcription factor activity, RNA polymerase II-specific; RNA polymerase II transcription regulatory region sequence-specific DNA binding. The transcript is spliced from 2 exons. Bases 124 to 828 code for a protein of 234 amino acids. Gene Ontology annotation, cellular component: nucleus. NCBI's taxonomy places the organism in Eukaryota, Metazoa, Arthropoda, Insecta, Hymenoptera, Ichneumonidae. The record is from RefSeq and is a predicted model, not a curated record.